AUGCUAAAAGAGGAAGAUAGAAGACACAACACAUACAUGUUUGAUUUAAAUAUACUCCACAAUAGAGUCAGACGUCUGCGAGACAUUUUUAGACCACAGGAUGACUUUCAAAGACUUGUUGAAAAAAUUAAAGAAAAUGAAAUAAACAUGCAGACUUAUUUAACGAAACUCACUGAAGGAAGUUUCAUUGAGCCAAAAGAAUUUAUUACUUGGGCUAAAGUGGUUAUGAGUAAGUAUGACUUGAAAAGAAGAAGAUGCACUUAUAGAAGGUACUUUAGAAAAUUAAAUUAUUAUUACCAUAAAGUGAUGCUCAACAGAGAUAUGGGGGUGUUUCCAAAAAAAUACCUCUCGAAUCAACUUUUCCUUGAUAUGGAAUAUUAUGAAAACAAAUUACUUGUGUUAAGUCAGUUGGUUGUAGAACUUAAUGGAAUGGAAAAUUAUUAUGCGAAUGGUGCAAUGCAAAUGAUGAAAAGUUUCAUUCAAGCUUUAAAGGAAGAAAGAGGGUCUUUGUUUGAUCGGAGGGUCUUUAAUUUAAGAAGAUAUGAUAUGAAAGGGAAAUUUACAGAAAGGGGUUCUCCAGAACACGAAAGUGAUUAA
This is a messenger RNA of Entamoeba invadens IP1, 597 nucleotides long. RefSeq lists its product as hypothetical. The record is from RefSeq and is a predicted model, not a curated record. Lineage: Eukaryota; Evosea; Mastigamoebida; Endamoebidae. The coding region runs from base 1 to 597 and encodes 198 amino acids. The transcript has a single exon.